This is a messenger RNA of Manihot esculenta (cassava), 1729 nucleotides long. RefSeq names its product protein HYPER-SENSITIVITY-RELATED 4. NCBI's taxonomy places the organism in Eukaryota, Viridiplantae, Streptophyta, Magnoliopsida, Malpighiales, Euphorbiaceae. Gene Ontology annotation, molecular function: ATP binding; ATP hydrolysis activity. Bases 132 to 1586 code for a protein of 484 amino acids. The record is from RefSeq and is a predicted model, not a curated record. The transcript has a single exon.
CGUCUGUGGACUUAGAAAGUUUCUUGGAAAAAACUUUCUUGGAAAAAACUUUCUUUCUUCUCAAGGAAGUUCACAAAUAAGAACCCCUCCUCAUAGUUCAUACUCGCAAAUAUUUUGCGCACCAAAACAAGAUGGCUACCUCUUCCUCCGAAACCAAUCUCUCCACCGCAAAAACAUUCCUGACCACCGCGGCCUCCGUCGCAGCCACGGUGAUGCUAGCUCGUUCAAUUGCUCAAGAUUACUUGCCAUAUGAAAUCCAUGAUUACUUUUUGUUUAAUAUCCGCAAAUUCUUUAAUCGUUUCUCGUCCCAACUCACCAUGGUUAUUGAUGAAUUUGAUGGUUUUGUUCACAACCAAGUAUACGAGGCAGCACAGACUUACUUGGGUAGCAGAACAUCUCCAUCAAUACAAAGAUUCAAAGUAAGCAAACCCGAGAAAGAAAAAAAUUUCAUAGUGACAAUGGAUGGGAAUGAAGAAAUCUUUGAUGUCUUUCAAGGUGUGAAAUUCAAGUGGAUUUUUGUUUGCAGACAAGUCGACUCGACAAGGCAUUUCCAGCGAUUUGAUCGCCAGUACUCCACAUCAGAAGUGAGGUAUUUUGAGGUCAGUUUUCCCAAGAAACAAAAGGAAAUGGCUCUUCAAUCUUAUUUGCCUUAUAUUAUCAAGCAAGCAAAAUCCAUGGAGCAAGAGAGGAAGACGUUGAAGAUUUUCACCCUUGACCAGGAGCACAUGUAUGGAAAUUUAACUGACGCAUGGAAACCAGUUAAUCUUGAUCAUCCUGCCACUUUCGAAACACUUGCCAUGGACCCAGAACAAAAAGACACAAUCAUCAAAGAUCUCGAAAGUUUUGUGAAGAGGAAAGAGUAUUAUAGGAAGGUGGGAAAGGCCUGGAAAAGAGGGUAUUUAUUGUAUGGGCCACCAGGGACUGGAAAAUCAAGCUUAAUCGCUGCAAUGGCUAAUUAUCUGAAAUUCGACAUAUAUGACUUGGAGCUGACUGAGCUAAGUUGCAACUCCCAGCUUAGGAGGCUGCUUAUUGCCACCGCUAAUCGGUCAAUACUGGUGGUGGAGGAUAUAGAUUGCACAAUUGAGUUCCAGGAUCGGUCGGCGGCCGAAGCAAGUUCUGCAGAAUGUUGCGGCUAUCCACCUCGAAAACAGGUGACGCUGUCAGGAUUGCUUAAUUUCAUAGAUGGAUUAUGGUCUAGUUGUGGUGACGAAAGAAUCAUAAUUUUCACAACAAAUCACAAAGAGAAGCUAGACCCAGCAUUGCUGCGACCUGGAAGAAUGGAUGUUCACGUUCUCAUGUCUUACUGCACCCCAAGUGGAUUCAGACUUCUUGCUGCUAAUUACCUUGGGAUUAAAGAUCAUAAACUGUUUGGGGAGAUUGUGGAGUUGAUUAGCACAGCACAAGUGACCCCAGCAGAAGUGGCUGAGCAGCUGAUGAGGAGUGAUGAAGUUGAGACUGUACUUAAUGAUUUGAUUCAAUUUCUCAGGGCGAAACUGAAAGAACAUGAAGAAGAAAAGGCUAAACAAAUUAAUGGAGAAUUGAAUGUGUCGAAAGAUGAUGAGAACAGAAAGAAAGAUGUGAAGUGAGUGAAGGAUGAGGGAGCUAAUGGUGAUGAAUGAUGAUGAUGAAAAAGAAAUUAGUAUCUAGUGCCCAAUAUUUAAUUAUUUUAAACUUUAUGCUAAGAGAUUUAACCAUAGAAAUGCAUUUUCUUAAUGGCUUUCUUUGACCA